AUGCCCGUCUUCGUCGUAUAUUUGACCAUCUUCCUCUCUUUACUGGAAAAGGUCGUCGCCGCCGGCGUGUCCUCGUCGCGAGUUGGCUAUGGAUCCUCCAGGUUUAGAGCGCCGAGGCAAACCUCUGGCGAUAGGUAUCUUCUUGGAGUGGGCAAGGCAGACAUUACGGGUCCGGUUGUCGAGAUUGGCUUUGCCGGCUAUGCGGACUUGGAUCAGAAGGGAUCGGGCCUCCGCCAGAGGCUCUACAGCCGUGCCUUCAUCAUCGGGGAUGUCGACAACCCUGACGAUCGGCUCGUGUAUCUAGUGCUCGACACCAUGUCGGGUGAUACAGCAGUGCGCAGGGGCAUUCUCGAGGGCUUGGGAAACCUGGGAUCCGAGUACGACGUGUACGGCAAGGACAACGUCGCGGUGACUGGGACCCAUAGUCACGCCGCGCCUGGCGCAUGGUUCAGCUAUCUCCUGCCGCAGGUGACCAAUUUAGGGCUCGACAAGCAGAGCUACCAGGCCAUUAUUGACGGGGCGCUGCUGUCUAUCAAGAGAGCGCAUGAGUCCUUGACGGAGGGCCACCUCGACCUCGGUAGGACUGACGUUACUGAUGCCUCGAUCAACCGCAGCGCCUGGGCCUACAUGGCGAACCCGGACGAGGAGCGAGACCGUUACGAGACGGAUGUGGACACGGCCAUGACGCUUCUGCGCUUCCGCCGGGCGUCAGACGGCAAGGCCCUCGGCAUCCUCAACUGGUUCGCCGUCCACCCAACAUCCAUGCACCAGAACAGCACCCAUGUGGCGGGCGAUAACAAGGGCGCUGCCGCGUACCUUUUUGAGAAGGCCAUGGAAGGGGACGAUAGUGCGGCCUCGGGUUUCGUGGCGGGCUUUGCGCAGGCGAACCAUGCCGACACGACCCCCAAGGUUCUGGGCGCCUGGUGUGACGACGGGUCGGGGCAGCAGUGCCGUCUGGAGAACAGCACCUGUGACGAUGGACGCUCGCAGGCCUGUCGAGGCCGUGGCCCCGAGUUCAGGAAACUCGACCUCGGCGUUUCCAGUGCGUAUGAAAUAGGGAGGAGACAAUACGCUGGGGCGAAGCUCAUAUACGAUUCUCUCGAUUCGUCUUCGACGCCCAUUAUUGGGCCCUCGGUCAAGUCAUUCCACUUCUUCCACAACAUGGCGUUCUGGGACUUCCACCUCCCUGAUGGUACCCGGGUGCGCACAUGCCCGGCAUCCCUAGGCUACUCGUUUGCCGCGGGGACGUCAGACGGCCCAGGGGCAUUCGACUUCACGCAGGCCGACUCGGGCGACCCGAGCGCAAACCCGCUAUGGAAGUUAGUGUCGGGACUUCUGCGGACGCCAACGCGCGAACAGCGUGAGUGUCAGGUUCCCAAGCCUAUCCUCCUGGACGUCGGCGGAAUGGAGUUUCCUUAUCCAUGGAGCCCAAAUAUCGUGGAUAUCCAAACCCUGCGGGUUGGGCAGCUGGUGAUGCUCGUUGCAAGCCCCGAAGUGACGACAAUGGCAGGGAGGCGGUGGAGGGAAGCGACAGCCGCGGCUGCAGAAGGCAUCGUGGAUAAUCCGAUUGUGAUACUUGGUGGACCAGCGAACACAUAUUCCCACUACGUCACCACACCGGAAGAGUACGACGUCCAGCGCUACGAAGGCGCUUCCACCUUCUUCGGCCGCCACACUCUAUCGACCUAUAUGAACCUGACCAUCCGUAACCUCCACCACCUGGCCCCGGACUCCACCACGCGCCCGGGCCCGGGCCCAUCGCCUCCGGAUAACCGAGCCGUGUCCUUCAAUUUCAACACGGGAGUAGUGCUGGAUGGGGCGCCGAUAGGUCGCAGCUUCGGUCAGGUACUCUCACAGCCCUUGAGGAGCUACCAACGCGGCGAGGUCGUAGAGGCUCGAUUUCAGGGGGCGAACCCGCGGAACAACUUGCGGCUCGAGGGGACGUAUGCGGCGGUGGAGAAGCUCGGGAAUGACGGGAUAUGGACCCGGGUGCGGGACGACGGUGACUGGUUCCUCGUGUAUGAGUGGAAGCGGACCAACUUCGUUCUGGGAUAUAGCCAAGCGACUAUUCGUUGGGAGACGGGGGAAGGCGGGGACGGACCGGAGCCGGGGACGUAUCGGAUUCGCUAUUUUGGAGAUGAGAGGAACUUCUUUGGCCGAAUUCGGGCCUUUGAAGGCGUUACGAAGGAGUUUUUGCUGGUGUGA
Messenger RNA from Sodiomyces alkalinus F11, 2205 nucleotides. RefSeq names its product neutral ceramidase. Gene Ontology annotation, cellular component: extracellular region. Lineage: Eukaryota; Fungi; Ascomycota; Sordariomycetes; Glomerellales; Plectosphaerellaceae. Gene Ontology annotation, molecular function: N-acylsphingosine amidohydrolase activity. The record is from RefSeq and is a predicted model, not a curated record. Bases 1 to 2205 code for a protein of 734 amino acids. The transcript is spliced from 4 exons. Gene Ontology annotation, biological process: long-chain fatty acid biosynthetic process; ceramide catabolic process; sphingosine biosynthetic process.